Messenger RNA from Linum tenue, 3905 nucleotides. Lineage: Eukaryota; Viridiplantae; Streptophyta; Magnoliopsida; Malpighiales; Linaceae. The record is from the annotation of a GenBank genome assembly.
AUAAAGACGCAGCAAGCGAUUCUUUUCUAUUAUUGAGUAAACAUAUAUAUAGUACAGGAGUGGCAGCGGUACAUGAGGAACAGAAAGAACUGAUCAGAGGAUUUAUGUAGUAUAGGAGCACGUUACAACAGAAUAGGAACGUUAUACAGUAGAGAGAGGUGGCUGGACAUACGGAUUGGUUAUCAGACAUGCCCUUUCCGUGGAAGGUCGAAGGAAGCUCUUCGCUGAAGCUCCGGCCAAGAAGAGCAGAAAGCCACCACGACCACAGGAACCAGUCCUCAAAUUAACCAUAGUCGAAGAGGUUAGAGGUGUCGUCAGCUGACAACGACGACGGGGAAGAAGAUCAGCUGCUCUUCGACGAGUACGAGCUCGACGACGGUAAAUUAUCACUGGCUCUCUCUAAUUUUCCUCAAAAUUCCGGUCGCAUUGCUCAAUUUUGAAUGUGGAAUUGGUAGAGGAGUUGCUAGAGGAUGUUGAGGAUGAAGGUGAUUUCGAAAAUGUGUGUGUAGAAGAAGAUGAUGCGCUACUUCAACUAAGUUCGAAUUGGUUUCUGUUUGGACUCUAGAGUGAAAUUAAAAGGAAAAGGUGCCCUAAAUUAUGAUCAUACUUGGCUUUUUUGAGGAAAGUUGGGGAUGGGGUGGAAUAGCCCUAGCUGCAACGUGGUGGGACAACGAAGCAUUAGCAAUAGCUGAGCAGGUAUGUAUGUCUGUUGUCUGAAGGGGAAUUGGGAAUGUAUGCUUCCAGGACGCUAUCAAAUCCUCAGGUAUCAUCUCCUGGUGUUGAAAGAGUGUUUCGGAUCCCUGAAGACAUUGAUCGAUUCAGGGACCGGCCUAUGUAUGUAAAGUAUGUCAGUCAGGCAGUCAGAAAGGAACAGAUUCUGCCUCAAAAAGUGAUGGCAUCUUCAAGCUUGUUUCAUUUGACGAGGAAAUGAAAAGUUGCACCUGGGGUCUGGCAGAUGUAAGGAUAAAUAGAAAGAAAUCUGUGAAGGGAAGACUACUUAGCAAAAAGCAGAGAGAAUGGCAUCUGAAUACGCCUUUUGAGUCGUUGCACGAAUCUUCUACCAGUGAAUUAUGAUGUAUGAAUGUUGCCUUCUGUUCCUAUAUCCUUCUCUCCCAAGAUCAGUGGAUAGUUCCAUAGGCGGAUUGCUUGUUGAUCAGAAUAUGAGUCCAUGCGCAAAGGAUUUAGUUCUCCUAUAAGGUGACUUCAGACUAAAUGUCCGGUAUAUGAUGCAAUUCCGAGAGUAGAAAGAAAACUGCAAAUGAUUGGGAACCUGACCCUGUUCACAUUUUUUCCUAGCCAUGAAACAAUCAAGAACUUGCAAGACAUCUGAUACACUGCUCUGUCUUAUGAAAAGGCACUUACCGCCGGUUUUCCCGAGACUUCUUCAUACCUUGACGCAUUUGAGGACUUAACAUGAUUGUCUUCAAGUUGUCUGUACUCCUGUGGGUUUGCCAAUUAAUAUUUUUCUUGUUUACCAAGUAAUCCACACAGUGAAUCCGUAGUAUGAAAUGUUUUCAUGAGCAGACCGCUGUUUAGCUCGGCAGUUGCUGAUUCGGUGAUCAAUGAAUGAAAAGUGUGCUUCUAUCAUUCACGGUUGUUUUUUUUUAACAGUUAAUGAUGUCAUGUGGUCAAGCAAGUGAAAGCCCACCCUCAGAUUCACGUGCCCUGGCGAAUGGUGAUUGGUGAGUGAGUAGUAACGGAAUUCGUUUGAUAAAGAAAGAAAGAAAAUCAGGAAAAAAAGGAGAUAAGGAAAGAAUAUGAUAAUACAUAGAGUUAGAGAUGGAAGAGGAAACCAACAUGCAAGGUUACAAUCAUUAUGAGGAUUCCUUUUUUUUCCUCUUUCUCUCGCUGCUUGCUCUACUUUUUCGACUUGUUUCCCAUAAUUUCCAGAAGAUCUGCUCUUCCCAUUUCACAUGGUUUAUCUCAUUUUCUGUUUCUGGAACUUAUCUCGCUUCAAUAGUUUCACGGUAUAAAUAUGUGUACAAGGAGGUGAAUGAACCCCACAUUUAUUGUUCAUUGGUUGGUGGGUUUCUUAAGGACUGUGGUAAGGAUCAAGUUGAGAAAAAGCGAGAGAGACAGAAAAAUGGGUAGGCUGUCUUGGUUUUUUGGUGGGGCUUUGAAUCAUUUCAUUGUCGCUGCUGUUGUGCUUUUGCUGGUGGUUUUGAGCAAUGUGGAAGCGUUCCCUGCUGAGGAUCUGGUUGUGAACUUGCCCGGCCAGCCAAAAGUUGGGUUCAGGCAGUUUGCUGGUUAUAUUGACAUCGACGUCAAGACUGGGAAGAGCCUGUUUUAUUACUUUGUCGAGGCCCAGUCCACUCCUCUUAGCAAGCCACUCAGUCUCUGGCUCAAUGGAGGACCAGGAUGUUCCUCAAUGGGUGGAGGUGCGUUCACAGAAUUGGGCCCCUUCUAUCCAAGGGGUGAUGGCCGAAGCCUUAGAAUAAACAGAAUGUCAUGGAACAGAGACCAAGUUUGGAGUUUCUUUUGGGCAGCAUCAAAUCUCCUCUUCGUUGAAUCCCCUGCUGGAGUGGGAUGGUCUUACUCAAACACCAGUUCUGAUUAUAAGAUAGGAGAUGCCGCCACUGCCAUGGAUAUGCGCGUAUUCUUGAUCAAAUGGUUGGCGAAGUUCCCGGAGUACAAGUCCUUACCAUUUUUUCUCACAGGAGAAAGCUACGCUGGACAUUAUAUCCCUCAAUUGGCUGACCUCCUUCUUGAACACAAUGCUCACUCCAAGGGCUUCAAGUUCAACCUCAAGGGAGUUGCAAUUGGGAACCCACUCCUGAACCUGGACCAGGACGCGGGGUCUCCGUACGAGUACUUCUGGUCGCAUGGCAUGAUGUCCGACGAGCUUCACCAGAAGAUCACCAACGAAUGCGACUUCGAUGACUACACUUUCGAGAAUCCCCACAACGAAUCCGAAAGCUGCAACGACGCCUUGUCCACGGCUAUGAACGUGGUCGGAAACUACGUGAACAACUACGAUGUUCUCCUCGACGUCUGCUAUCCGUCCAUAUUCGAGCAAGAACUGAGGCUCAAGAAGCUGGCGACCAAGAUUAGCCUUGGAAUCGAUGUGUGCAUGUCCAGCGAAAGGAAGAUGUACUUCAACCUUCCUGAAGUGCAGAAGGCUCUCCAUGCUAACAGAACCAGCCUUCCUUACCCGUGGACCAUGUGCAGCUCGAUAUUGCAGUACCAGGAGAGUGAUGGUAACAUCGACAUUCUCCCGGUACUCAAAAAGAUCAUUGAGAAUGGUAUCCCAGUCUGGAUUUUCAGUGGGGAUCAAGAUUCUGUUGUCCCAUUGAUGGGCUCCCGGACCCUGGUGCGACAGCUGGCCGAUGAUCUCAAGUUCAAGGUCACAGUUCCAUAUUCUACUUGGUUCCACAAAAACCAGGUUGCGGGUUGGGUGACAGAAUAUGGGAAUCUGUUGACAUUUGCAACGGUGAGGGGAGCAGCCCAUAUGGUUCCAUAUGCACAGCCAUCAAGAGCUUUGCAUCUCUUCAGCGCAUUCCUUCGCGGGAAAAGACUCCCUGAUCAUCCCAAAAUCUCCGACUAAGCAGGCCCAGAAAUUGGAGAGCUGAAGAAGGGCCCAGAUAAACUACAAGGCCCAAAUUCGUUCCGGCUCCCGAAAAGAAUAGGAGAAAAAGGAGCAAUAAUUAAUGGAUCAAUGUAGUUAGGUUUUCUGUCUAGAUUUUAUUAAAACAAAAAGAAAAAGAAAUUUCAAUAUUGACAGGGAAUAUAGGAAGGUAUUAGAGGGAGCUAAUGUCGAGUUGUUUGUUUAUGAUUGAUCUAUGAUGAAGUAAUUGGAAAUGGAGAAGAAAAUCAAGGUCCCCUACAAUAUUUGUUCAUUCUUUGCUUAUGAGGAAAAUAUGUUAAUUGGGUAUAUGCUUGGUACCCAUUCAUAUGCACGUUUCAAC